Messenger RNA from Oncorhynchus gorbuscha (pink salmon), 1756 nucleotides. It is a transcript of the gene hapln1b, whose product is annotated as hyaluronan and proteoglycan link protein 1b. Gene Ontology annotation, molecular function: hyaluronic acid binding. The coding region runs from base 444 to 1502 and encodes 352 amino acids. The record is from RefSeq and is a predicted model, not a curated record. The transcript is spliced from 6 exons. Gene Ontology annotation, biological process: cell adhesion. NCBI's taxonomy places the organism in Eukaryota, Metazoa, Chordata, Actinopteri, Salmoniformes, Salmonidae.
CCAAAGAUUGAGUUCCCAUUUUAUAUAGACCACAUAUAGACCACAUAUAGACCACAUUUGUAGUUUAUUCCAUCACACUUUUAGAAAACGUCACCUGCGCUGUGGAACUGGGAACAUUCGCCUCUGCUGCUCGGAGUGGUCCAGAAACGGGACGUGCAAGGCUACAGGGCGGCUAUUAGGUAGAGCCAAGGAAGAACGCCACACAGCCACACCUGAAAUAGCCCGCUGCUCUCACAGGAGACGCUUGUUUGACUAGCAGCAAUAAGAAGAAGCAACUUCGAGAUUUUUUUUCUUCUUCGUGUGUUCAUUUCUUGUCGCUAGUUACGUGGUUCCUCCCAGGUCGCUGCGAGGUGCAAUCAUUCGCAACUGGACGGUGUCAAAAUCACCUCGUCGCACAGCUGGAAAAAUUAUACGUGAGCAGACUCCGGGUGUAGUGACAGAAGAUGCUUCCUGCGCUGAUCUGUGCCCUGGUCUCUCUGAGCUUGGCCGACAACUUUGACACGGCAUACCCUGAACUGGAGCACUACAGGACCAUCUAUGUACAAGAGAAUGGCCCUCAGCUCUCUGUGGUGACGGAGCAGUCCAAGGUGGUGUCGAGGCGGGGGGGUAAUGCCACCCUGCCCUGUAAGUUCCACAGGGAUGCGUCACUGCCGGCCAACCCCAAACUGAGGAUCAAAUGGACUAAGCUGACCUCAGACUACCUCAAAGAGGUGGAUGUCUUCGUUGCCAUGGGUUUCCACAAGCGGAGCUACGGACGUUUCCACGGGCGCGUCUACCUACAGGCCUCGGCCCCCACGGAUGCGUCGUUGGUCAUCACAGAACUCACACUGGAGGACUAUGGGAGAUAUAAGUGUGAGGUCAUCGACGGGUUGGAAGAUGGAACAGGCGUGGUGUCCCUGGACCUGCAAGGUAUCGUCUACCCAUACUUCCCUCGGCUGGGUCGUUAUAACCUGAACUUCUUUGAUGCCGAGCGGGCGUGUCGCGAGCAGGACUCCAUCGUGGCGUCGUUUGACCAGCUGUACGAGGCGUGGCGCGGGGGUUUAGACUGGUGCAACGCUGGGUGGCUGAGUGACGGAUCCGUCCAGUACCCUAUCACCACCCCCAGGGAGCCCUGUGGGGGCAAGAACACUGUCCCCGGGGUACGCAACUACGGCCUCAGAGACAAGGAGAAGAACAGAUACGACGUGUUCUGUUUCACCUCCAACUACAAAGGGCGGUUCUACUACCUGAUCCACCCCUCCAAGCUUACAUAUGACGAGGCUGUGGUUGCGUGUCAGAAGGACGGAGCUCAGAUUGCCAAGGUGGGCCAGAUGUAUGCCGCCUGGAAGCUAUUGGGCUACGACCGCUGUGACGCCGGCUGGUUGGCUGACGGGAGCGUCCGUUACCCCAUCACCCGCCCCCGUAGGCGCUGCAGCCCAACAGAAGCUGCCGUGAGGUUCAACGGCUACCCCGACAAGAAACACAAGCUGUACGGAGUCUACUGCUUCAAGGGCCACAACUGAGAACCCCAAUACGCUCACACACACACACUCACAUUACACUAGAGAAGCUAAUACAUUUACAGAGAGUAGGAUGGAGAGGGAGACGGGAAGAGGAGUUAAGAGAGAGGGAGGUCCUAUAGGAGAAGUUACUGAUGUAGAAAACGUAAAGAAAACAUUCAAACUGUGAUAUUUUCUUUUUAGAUGCAGUAAAACGAGAGGUGUGAGAGUCAUUUUAGCAAACCAUGUUUUUUUUGUAAUCUGGGACCUGAUAGUGU